This is a messenger RNA of Pistacia vera, 1910 nucleotides long. RefSeq names its product stomatal closure-related actin-binding protein 3-like. NCBI's taxonomy places the organism in Eukaryota, Viridiplantae, Streptophyta, Magnoliopsida, Sapindales, Anacardiaceae. Gene Ontology annotation, molecular function: actin binding. The record is from RefSeq and is a predicted model, not a curated record. Gene Ontology annotation, biological process: regulation of stomatal movement; actin filament organization. The coding region runs from base 217 to 1692 and encodes 491 amino acids. The transcript is spliced from 13 exons.
UCCUUCUUUAGUUUCUCUUUCUUCCUUUUAAAAAAGCCUAACCCAAUACCCACCUUCUUUGGAUUCUUCUUCUUUCUUGGUUUUUACUUGUGUUCUUCUUCUUCCUUAACAAUCUCUCAACAUGUACCUGUUUUAACAUCACACAUUUCCUUGUUUUCCUCACACUCUACACACAUUGUGUCUUGUCUUUGUACAUUUAGAAUUUGAUCUGAAACAAUGACAAAGAUAAGUCCUGAAAUCGAGGAAAAUAUGCUUACAGUAUCUGUUCAGCCAGUUUCAGCCGAUGUGAGUUUUACUUCUAAUUGCUUCCCAAAAUAUAAAUUAGGACCAGAUAACCAGAUUGUGGAAGAGCCAAAGGAGGAUAGCAAGGGUUUAUCCUUAAAGGAAGUUGUUGAACAAGAGACUGUCCAGUUGACUGGGCAGCACAAGCGGCUGUCAGUUCGUGACCUUGCCAGUAAAUUUGACAAGAACUUGACUGCUGCUGCCAAAUUGGCUGAUGAGGCAAAGCUUAGAGAGGUGGCUUCCUUGGAGGGGCAUGUUCUUUUGAAAAAGCUUAGAGAUGCAUUAGAAGCUUUGAGAGGCCGUAUGGCUGGGCGAAACAAGGAUGAUGUAGAGACAGCUAUCUCUAUGGUGGAGGCUCUAGCAGUUAAGUUGACCCAAAAGGAAGGAGAACUAAUUCAAGAGAAGUUUGAAGUGAAAAAACUGGCAAACUUUCUUAAACAGGCUUCUGAAGAUGCUAAAAAGUUGGUUAACCAGGAAAAAUCUUUUGCUUGUGCUGAAAUUGAAAGUGCUAGGGCUGUGGUACAGAGAUUUGGAGAGGCUCUUGAGGAGGAAGAAAGAAAUUCCCCUGAACCUAAAACUCAGGAUGUUGAGGUAUUGGUAGAGGAGGUUCAAGAGGCUAGAAGAAUUAAACGAUUGCAUCAACCAACCAAGGUAUUGGAUAUGGAACACGAGCUUCGUGCACUAAGAGCUCAGCUACGAGAGAAAUCACUGUUGUCGGUUAAGUUUCAAAAACAGCUGGCAAUGAGCAAGAGGGCUGAGGACAAUAAGUGUCACUUGUACUGCUUAGAUGGUUCUGAAACCCUGGGCUCAUAUCUGCGAAUCCAGCCUUGCUCAGAUAUUUCUCCUCAGCUUUCAAAAUGUACAAUUCAGUGGUAUCGUGUGUCACCUGAUGGCAGCCAAAGGGAAGCUGUCUCAGGUGCCAAUAAAUCAGGGUAUGCUCCUGAGCCCUUUGAUGUUGGACAAGUUUUACAGGCCGAUAUUCAUUUAAAUGGCCAAAAAGUCACAGUUUCCUCUGCUGGUUCCAUAGAACCUGAUACAGGAUUGGGAAGCAAUGUGGAGACACUUUUGCGGAAAUCUAGCAGUGAAUUUACGGUGGUUAUUUCCCAAAUGAAUGGACAAGAUUAUUCUUCGCAUUCUAACCAUGUAUUUAAUGUGGGGAAGAUGAGGAUUAAGCUCUGUAGAGGGUGGAUCACAAAGGCCAGAGAAAAUUAUCACACAUCAAUGCAGCUAUGUGGAUUUAGAGGUGAUGGUAAUGUUGCAGCCAAGUCUUUGUUUUGGCAAGCUAGGAAGGGGCUCUCUUUUGUAUUAACAUUUGAUUCAGAGAGAGCGAGAAACACAGCUAUUACGAUUGCUAGAAAACAUGCUCUUGAUUGCAAUGUGAUGCUUGCUGGACCGGAGGAUCGAGUAUAGGAGUAAAUUUUAACUAACUGAGCUUUCACAAAUGUUAGUAUUUAAAUUAGGUUUUGUUAGUGUGAGUAAUGUGUAUGUGUGUGUGUUUGGCAUAUGAUUUUGUGUAAUUGGUUUCUACUAAUUUUGUUUUCAUUUGUUUUAGGCAUUGUUUUUGUGUUGCCUAAGCAUUUGUUGUAAUGAGUUUCUCUGCUUUUAAUUAAUUUGUUCAUUUUGGCUCA